Messenger RNA from Culicoides brevitarsis, 417 nucleotides. Its product is annotated as thioredoxin, mitochondrial-like. Gene Ontology annotation, molecular function: protein-disulfide reductase activity. The transcript is spliced from 2 exons. Gene Ontology annotation, cellular component: mitochondrion. The coding region runs from base 1 to 417 and encodes 138 amino acids. Lineage: Eukaryota; Metazoa; Arthropoda; Insecta; Diptera; Ceratopogonidae. The record is from RefSeq and is a predicted model, not a curated record. Gene Ontology annotation, biological process: cell redox homeostasis.
AUGCAAGCACUUCGGACCAGGAUUUUGAUGAUGAAAUCUCCGAUUACUCGGUCAAUCAGCACGAACAAUGGAUGUCUUAGGGAGAUAUUCAAAAUUCAGAGUGUUGAUGAUUUCAAACAGAAAGUAGAUAUCGGUAGCAAGGAUAAGGUGGUAAUAGUUGACUUUUUCGCGACAUGGUGUGGCCCCUGUAAAAUGUUGACACCCCGCAUUGAGACAAUCAUGGGCGAAAAUGAGGGCAAAGUUAAUCUAGCUAAAGUCGACAUUGAUGAACACACGGAAAUCGCAUUGGAUUAUGAUGUAUCGUCGGUACCGGUGCUCGUAGCCAUUCGUAAUGGAAAGAUUCAAGACCGAGUUGUUGGGUUACAAGACACAGACAAACUGCGAACGUGGGUAGCCAAGCAGGUUGCUAAGUCAUGA